Messenger RNA from Monascus purpureus, 1647 nucleotides. Lineage: Eukaryota; Fungi; Ascomycota; Eurotiomycetes; Eurotiales; Aspergillaceae. The record is from the annotation of a GenBank genome assembly.
AUGGCCUCAGAACCAUUGCCGCCGUCGGAGGAUUUUGACAUGCCUCCGGGGACCUUCCUACUGAUUCGAGAUGACGAGGAUGAAAUUCAUCACUAUAAGGUCGUCGAGCUCAGCCCGAUACCGAGCAACGAUCCCAACGACCCCCUGAACUGGAGCGUCUUCCGGAAAACAGUCAACUACACGCUUGUUAUGACAUCGACCUGUCUUUUCUUUACAGCUCUAAGCGUCCAGGCCAUCUUCUGGCAACAGAUGGUCGAGGACUUGCACCUGUCUUUCGCCCUUCUCAAUCGAACCAUGUCGGUUAACUAUGUCGGUCUGGCCAUGGGCUGCUGGCUGUUCAUUCCUGUGGCGAAGAAAUUCGGGCGACGACCCGUCUACAUCGUGUCAAUGGCGCUGAUGACGGCAACGACAUUCUGGUCGGCUAAGAUACAGACUCUGUCGGACCUUUAUGCUACCAAUCUCCUCUCAGGACUGGCUGGGGCUACCAAUGAAGCAAUUGUCCAGAUCACGAUAUCCGAUCUCUUCUUCGUGCAUCAUCGUGGUGGAAUGAAUGCGUUGUAUAUGAUAAUGGUCAUGAUUGGGAGCUUUCUCACCCCAAUGGCAGCAGGUUAUCAAGCCACAGUAGCUAGUUGGCGAGCAUCCUACAUAACCAUGGGCAUAUUCUGUGCUAUCCUAUUUGUCCUCUUCACAUUCUGCUACGAGGAGACCAAAUAUGUCCCCGUGAUUGAUGGAGUCCGAACCCCAGACGAGUCCAGCCCGAACACAGCUAUCGAUACCAAAACCACCGAAGCCAGCAGUGGCAACGGUAAAACCAAUCUUAAAACACCCGAAACCACCACAGAAGCCACUGCGCUCCACCACGAAAUCGAUUGGUCCAUCCCCAUGAACCCCUGGUGGAAGAGAUUGGCCCUGGUCACGCCCUCAUCCGAGUCCAUCUGGCCAUACUACUACCGUCCGUGGAUUAUCCUCCUGUCCUUCCCACACGUCAUGUUCACAUCUCUCCAGUAUGCAACCGGCGUGAUCUGGCUCAGUAUCAUGUCCUCCGUGCUGUCCAUUGUCAUGACGGGACCACCGUACAUGUUCGUCCCAGCAGACAUCGGAUACAUGUGCACCGGUCCGUUCGUGGGAAGUAUCAUCGGGGCGCUAUAUGGAGGGUUCCUUGGCGAUCGGACGAUUCUAUACUUUGCUAAGAGGAAUAAGGGAUAUUAUGAGCCGGAGAUGCGGCUGUAUAUUCUCUUCCCGCCGUCGUUGUUUAUCUGUGCGGGGAUCAUUAUGUAUGGUGUUUCAAUGGCAAAGGGCGAACACUGGAUGAUCAUUAGUGUCGGCGGAGCUUUCUUCGGCUACGGCCUAGGAAGUAUCUCAGACGCGUCGUUGACCCUGAUCAUUGACAGUUACCGAGACAUAACUGGCGACGCCUUCACCGCAAUAGCAUUCAUCCGCAACGCCUUCUGCAUCGGCAUCCCCUUCGCCAUCACGCCGUGGAUGGAGACUAACGGAAUCCAGAACAUGUUCAUCACGUGUGGGUUCAUCAGUCUUGGCGUGUGCAUGACGAUUAUCCUGAUGGCCGUAUAUGGGAAAAGAAUUCGUAGACGCACUGCUACGAUGUAUCACAAGAUGGCAACUGAGCAUGCUGUGCAAUGGCGGUAG